GUGAUUUGUUUCACUUCACACCUGAUCUCACUUAAACCUGAUGACAGGCUCGCUGUGGGUUUCAGUAGGAGAACAUCAGCAGGCAUACAAGCUGCUGGAAUAAAUCAUUUUUAAAGCCAAAAUAUCCUGUAACAAUCCUCUAAAGAGUCAGGGGUCGGUAAAGCCUCAUUACAGCAGAAAACUUUAUCAUAAAGUGAAUCAGCACAUUAACUGUUAGACAUUUUGAAGCUCAAGAUGAGUGAAGUGAUUGAUCUGACUCUUGAAGGAGAAGACAAUAUGCAGCCUGUCGACAUGGACAUGACCUGUAAUGUUCCUCCCUUCGGUUCUUCAUCCCAACAGGCUGAAGCUCCAGGUGUUGCAGAGCAGCAGACCAUGAGAGUUUACCUCAGAGUCAGACCUUUCUCUAAACAGGAGCUCUUUGACAAUGAGGAUCAGGAAUGUGUAGUGAUUGAAAACAGCCAAAUGGUGACCCUGAAUGCACCAAAAGGUUCUGCCACCAUGAAGAGCAGUGAAAGAGGCAUCGGCAUGUCAAUCCAUAAAUUCUCCUUCUCACAGAUUUUUGGUCCAGAGACGACUCAGUGUGAGCUGUUUGAGGACACUGUCAAAGGUCAAAUGUCUGAUUUCUUAGAUGGGGAAAACACUCUUAUAUUCAGCUAUGGAGUCACCAACGCUGGGAAAACCUUCACAAUCCAAGGAAGUCCUAAAGAGCCAGGAAUCCUCCCUCGAGUGCUGGAUGCCACCUUUCAGCACAUCAGCGGCCGCCAUUACGAAGGGAUGGACAUGAAACCUCACCUCAGGAACGAUGCACAGCACCUUGAUCUGGACCAAGUCAAGCAGGAGAAGAGUGCUAAAGCUGCUGUCUUUGCUUCAGCCAAAGAUGAUUGUGAUCCCAACAGAGCCAGCGGUGGUUCAGAGUUUUUUUCCUGCUCCAGCCGGGCUCUCUCAUCCUCUUCUUUGUGCUACGAUCAAACAGUGACACUGAGCAACCAAUCAGACUGCAGCCAGUUUGCCCUGUGGGUUGCAUUCUUUGAAAUCUACAACGAGUGUGUGUACGACCUGCUUCAACCUUUGCUGUGCUCCAAACUGAAGAAACGUUCUUCUCUGAGAGUGUGUGACGACGGGGCUGGAAAUGCUUACGUAAAAGAUCUGAGGUGGAUCAAUAUCCAGACUCUGAGUGAAGCCAGCAGACUGCUCCAGUUUGGAAACCGGAACAGAAGUGCUGCAGCCACAAAGAUGAACCAGUCGUCCAGCAGAAGCCACAGCAUCUUCACCAUGAAGUUACUGCAGAUCAGCGGCAGCACAGUCAAGAGGAUCUCUGAGUUUUCUCUGUGCGACCUUGCCGGCUCUGAAAGAUGCAACAAAACCACAACAUUUGGAGAGAGGCUGAAGGAAGCGGGAAACAUCAACAACUCCCUGCUCAUCCUGGGGAAGUGCAUCACCGCGCUCCGCAACAAUCAGACAGACAGAAUGAGGAGCAGCUACAUUCCUUUCAGAGAGAGUAAACUCACCAAGCUCUUCCAGGCUGUUUUCUGCGGUAAAGGACGAGCUUCAAUGAUCGUCAACAUCAACCAGUGUGCUUCCACGUACGACGAGACUCUGCAUGUGAUGAAAUUCUCUGCUGUUGCCAAACAGGUGGUUCAGGUGAUCCCAGACAAACGGCUGGAAGCUCUGGCUCCUUGUUUGGUCGGCAGAGAUGGGAAACCUCUGGUGAAGAACGGGGUGAUUGACAGCCAGGCACUGGAGAGCUACCUGUCUGAGGAUGAGCUGCUGGAUGAGGAGGAUGAGGCUGACAUGACUGUGCUGCCUCAGCAUGAGCUUGUAGGUAUGAUCGAGUAUCUGCGGACAAAACUGUUGGCUGAGCGAAGAAGAAAUCUGGUUCAGGAAAUGGAGAUUCGUAAGGAAAUGGGAGAUGCCAUGUUACAGCAGCUCAUGGAGAGUGAAGAGCUACGCAGUCGACAGAUAGAAGAGCUGAAGGAGAGCUACCAGGAGAAGCUGGAGAACACGUUCGAGAUGUACAAAGAUGCACUCAAAGAGCACGCCUACCAGAGCGCCAUGGACAACCUGGAAGACGACUAUGUACCUCUGGAUGAGUUCAUCGCUGAGCAGGAGAAAGUGGAGGCCCUCAAAUGUAAAGUGUCUGAGUUGGAGACCUUGAUAUCUGCUAAUAGAGGAGGAUUGUGUGCAGCUCCAGCAGUGGACCAUUCUUGCCAAACUCAACCAAAGAAAGCAACAGAUUCAGCAGAUGAUCGAUACAAUCGACUGUACAGAGAAAAAUGUGCCAUAGUGAGGAUGUGUGAGGAUAAACAAGAGUUGAUUUUGUCUCUGGAGAGACGGCUGAUGGAGAUCAACGACACACUGCAGAGGGUCAGAGAUGGUUUCAUGGAGAAGUCAGCUGAUCUGGAGGCUCUGCAGAGGAAGGUUGAUGAUCUGAACAAAUCUUUGGACGACGUCCUGCGGCAGAACCUUGAGAAGGACAGGGAGAUUUCCUCACUGAAGGCAGAACUCACAAAGCUCUCCCAGAGGUCUCCUGUGCAGCCAAAGAUCAAACGUAGCCUGCUCGCCAACAUCAGAGAGGCGGUGACUUCUCCACGUAAGACGACACCCAGCCGGACGCUCAGGAAGACGCUCAAGAACCCACAUCAAUGAAAAGCCAGCAUCAUGAGGUGUUGUUUUAGGUUUUCAAACACAAACCAUGGACUAUUUCAGUGAAAUGGUAUCACUGAAACUUUAUUUAUUGUACUCAGAUGGUUAUUUUAAAUGUUUUAUGUGCUUUCUUUUAAUAAAAUUUAAGGUGCGAAAACAAUUUA
Molecule: messenger RNA, 2807 nt
Organism: Notolabrus celidotus (New Zealand spotty)
Lineage: Eukaryota; Metazoa; Chordata; Actinopteri; Labriformes; Labridae
Exons: 18
Coding region: 235-2646 (803 amino acids)
Biological process (GO): microtubule-based movement
Cellular component (GO): nucleus; microtubule; kinesin complex
Molecular function (GO): microtubule binding; ATP hydrolysis activity; ATP binding
Source: RefSeq, a predicted model, not a curated record